Messenger RNA from Heterostelium album PN500, 1644 nucleotides. RefSeq lists its product as uncharacterized. The record is from RefSeq and is a predicted model, not a curated record. Gene Ontology annotation, molecular function: protein binding. Lineage: Eukaryota; Evosea; Eumycetozoa; Acytosteliales; Acytosteliaceae. Bases 1 to 1644 code for a protein of 547 amino acids. The transcript has 2 exons.
AUGAAUGAUACCUUAUGCAGUGUUUUAUUUAAUAGAGUGUUGUUCAAAUCAAUUGUAAUAAGGGAAAAGAUAUUUAAAUAUAUAUAUUAUAUAAAUACGAUAUUGAAUUAUCAAAAGGAAAAGUUAAUUAGAUGUGAGCAUGAACACAAACUAGAUUCAUUGGUUUAUUAUGAUUUUAGAAAGUUUUAUUUAAAAUCACUGUUGACAGCUUCGAGUGUUGGUAAUUUGGAGUUGAUUCGAUUUGUUACAGAACAUCAGGAAAUCACCAACGAUGAAAUAGAUUAUCAAUCGAUAUUGGAUGUUGCAGUGGAGUAUGGACAGUUAUCGAUUGUCAAGUUUAUCAAUGAACUACCUCGUAGCGAUAAGUACUACUUUAAGAGUGUAAUAGAUAAAAUAUGCAGAGGUAAACAUCCACAUCUCUACAUGGAGAUGUUACAAUGGUUCAAAGACAAUCGGACAGAACAGUGUACUCGUAAAUCAUUGGAAGAUGCGACACGCAAAGGAGAGUUGGAGGUUGUCAUGUGGUUGGUCGAAAACUAUAGCCAUUGUCUAAGUAAUUUACAUAGAAGAAACAUCGUGACAUUUGCUGCGCAAAGUGGGAAUCUACAGCUUGUGAAAUGGUUGGUAGAAAAAGAUAUUGGUGAUGGUAGUGUGUCGGCAAUUGAUUCUGCCUCUCAAAAAGGAAAUCUUGAAAUCAUAAAGUAUCUAGAUGGUGUUCAGAGAGCUGCUGAUGAUACUACUAGUGGUGAUGACCAACGAAACUACAGUACUGCAAUGUAUGUGGCGAUGGCAGAAGGACACUUUGAAAUAGUACGCUGGUUCAAUGAAAAUCGAUCGGCAGCUGUAAGAUAUCAAUAUCGGGUUGUAAUGGAGGAAGCUUGUAGAAUUGGUAGUUUGGAGAUGGUCCAAUUUAUCUAUAGAGAAUAUGAGAAGGCGGUGGUGGAAUGCGGACAGGCCGAGAUACAACCAUUUUCAGACAAAAUAAUGCAUUUUGCAGCAAUCUAUGGAUUUAAGGAUGUAGUGGAAUUCCUCAUGGAGUUGGAACAGCAAAAUAAAAUUGUAAAACAAUUUGUGUAUAUGGAUACUGUUUCGGCAAUGGCAAAGUUUGAAAUAUUUAAAUACCUCUUUUCCAAAGGCAUCGUUUAUAAACUAUCGAAUAAGUCAUUCGAUGACUUUGCAAGGUAUCGAGAUAGCACUGCACUUGAGUGGUUCAAGCGGAAUACAAAGUUGGAGUGUUCGUCACAUGCCUAUUUCAAUGCCAUACAAUUUGGAAAUCUAGAGAAUGUGAUAUGGAUCCACGAGAAUACAACGCAUUCUCUCGAGUCAAAACACAUGGAUGAUGCAGCAACUAGAGGUUAUCUUGAUAUCCUAUGCUAUCUUCAUGACAAUGGUGUUCAGUGUUCUACCAAUGCAAUAGAUUAUGCCUAUGAUGUAUCGAUAGUAAAAUGGCUAUACAACAACAGAACUGAACGAUGUACCAAACGAGGCAUUGAUCAUUCAAUUACACACCAAAACAUUCCAAAGUUGAAAUUCCUUGAUCAAAACAUAAAAGAUUUCAAAUAUACCCAAUUAUCUAAAGAUAAGAAUAGCAAAUGUAACUAUUUCAUACCAAAACUAAAAUUUAUUAAAGAUCAUUCAUUAUAA